GCAGCGUCUAAUCCACUCACGGACUUUGACCAACGGUGACUCAGAUGUUCAAGUGAAAGGAGGAAGUAGGCGGGGCAUAGAGAACGGGAUGUCCGGACCUGAGAGGGGGAUCGGCGUUCGCCGCGAGGACCGAGAGGCGGGCAACGAGACGGACAACGAGGACAACGAGAACAAUGAGAAUGAUGAAGACGAAGAAGAAGAGGAUGGAGGGGGGCCCUUUGUACCCUUCCAGUGCCCAGCGGGGGGGUUCAACAAGCUGAAGUGGCUGGUGGCCUGGCCUCUCUGCCUGCUGCUGUACUUCACCGUCCCCAACUGCUCCACGCCUCGCUGGGACAACUACUUCAUGCUGUCCUUCUUCUGCUCCACCCUGUGGAUCGCUGGGUUCUCCUACAUCAUGGUCUGGAUGGUGACAGUGAUCGGCUUCACACUCGGUAUCCCGGACGUCAUCAUGGGCAUCACCUUCCUGGCAGCCGGCACCAGCGUCCCUGAUUGCAUGGCCAGCCUUAUAGUGGCACGACAAGGAAUGGGAGACAUGGCUGUGUCCAACUCCAUCGGCAGUAACGUGUUUGACAUCCUGGUGGGGCUCGGGCUCCCCUGGUCCGUGAAGACCCUCGCUAUCAACUACGGCUCUGAUAUCAAAAUCAACAGCAAAGGCCUGAUCUUCUCCGUGGGGCUCCUGCUGGCCUCUGUGUUCAUGACUGUCCUGGGAGUUCACCUCAACAAGUGGACUCUGGACAAGCGCCUGGGUUUCACGUGUCUCCUCCUCUACUCCGUCUUCCUGUGUGUCUCCUGCCUUAUCGAGUACAAUAUCUUCACCUUCGUCAACCUGCCAACCUGCCGCGACGAUUAACACACACACAGACAAGUGCACACAUAUACACUAUAUAAAUGGUGUUUGCAAAUAAUUCCAACACAUUCUGACGAUAGAAUUAGACCCAGAAAGUAUAAUUCUUAAUAUAUUUAACAGCGAGAAUGAUUUUCAAAUACCAUUUAAAACACACUCACUUACCUGUUUUUAUGAGAAGAUGUCCCACUCUGCUUCUUUUUUUUUUAUGGCUAUCUGCUGUGUCGCCUAGUUUUCGGGGCAGAGAUAGAAAUGACUGACGUGCCCUCACACAGGACAGAACUGAGGACAGGAGUCACCACUACUGCUUGCUCCUGACUUGAGGACCUUUAUUUAGAAACUCCCUGUAUUUAGGUGUGAAAGUAGUCAUGUUUACUAGCUGCUAACCUUUCCUGAGAGGAAAGGUGGGUCUUUUAGAUCUACUAGUUGAGAGUAAUAAUUAUAAAAGCAAUGAUGUAAAUAGGUGGGAGGGUGUAGAUUAGCGCUGUGGUUCAGAUAACGUUUUUAAAACACAGUUAAGAGUGCAAAUCUUCAGGCAAAGAGCACACAAUGGUAAGCAGAUGGGCCCGAUUUUCAAACACCAUUAUCUUAAGACUAUUUUAGAUUUCCAACAUGUGGACAUUAUUUAGUAUUUUUAGCGAAACAUUUUUAAGAAACCCAACCCCCAGACAGAAUCAGGGCAUUAUCAAAAAAUAUUCAAAAAGAACCCCUCAGCGUAUUUUAAUUUAAGCGGUUAGGUAAAAAACUAACCCUUUAUCUCCUCAUGGUUCUGUUUUCAUGCUUUACAAAUGUUAGUCUGUUUGGCCAAUCAUUGGAAAUGUCAGAGACAUUUUCAGGAAACUUGGCCAAUCACAGGUGAUUCCCAGCAUAGGGAACAGCUACCUGCAAAAAACGAAAAGCAGGAAGACAAUAAGUUCUUCAGAGAUGCAUACGGAAGAUGAUUGGGGCCACAUGCGGAAUUAUUUUUGAGAUCUGACCAAAAGUAAAAUUGCUUUUGAGUUCUGAUAAAAAAGUCAGAAUUCAGACUUUCCUUUUCAGAAGUCUGCACUUUGAUCUCAGAACUAAAAAAAAUUAAAAAAUGUUGCCGGAUCCAAAAAGAAAAUUCACAUGUGGCCCUUAUCAACUUCCAUCGGUUGGUAGAAGAAUUAAUGAAUACCAACAUUGACUCUCCAUCUCUCUACAGAUCUCUACAGUACCUUUACCUUCUUUGAGAUCAUGUUGCAGCACAGUUACGAUUGUGUCCACAUGGUGUCGUGUUUUUGGCGGAAAGGAAACUC
Messenger RNA from Notothenia coriiceps (black rockcod), 2121 nucleotides. RefSeq names its product sodium/potassium/calcium exchanger 3-like. Gene Ontology annotation, molecular function: calcium channel activity; calcium, potassium:sodium antiporter activity. Gene Ontology annotation, cellular component: plasma membrane. Gene Ontology annotation, biological process: calcium ion transmembrane transport; intracellular calcium ion homeostasis. The coding region runs from base 89 to 850 and encodes 253 amino acids. NCBI's taxonomy places the organism in Eukaryota, Metazoa, Chordata, Actinopteri, Perciformes, Nototheniidae. The record is from RefSeq and is a predicted model, not a curated record. The transcript has 6 exons.